This is a messenger RNA of Rhopilema esculentum, 2913 nucleotides long. Its product is annotated as poly(U)-binding-splicing factor PUF60. NCBI's taxonomy places the organism in Eukaryota, Metazoa, Cnidaria, Scyphozoa, Rhizostomeae, Rhizostomatidae. Gene Ontology annotation, biological process: regulation of alternative mRNA splicing, via spliceosome; alternative mRNA splicing, via spliceosome; mRNA splice site recognition. Gene Ontology annotation, cellular component: catalytic step 2 spliceosome; precatalytic spliceosome. Gene Ontology annotation, molecular function: RNA binding. The record is from RefSeq and is a predicted model, not a curated record.
UUACAGUAUGUUUUAGAAUUAGAGAUCAUUUGUACAGUUAUGCCAAUGAGCAUAAUUUUUUACAUGUGAUAAAGUUUACUGUGUGAGUAAGACUGAGUUGCAUUAAACACACGAUCAACAAAGGGCUGCCUAGAUACUUGAAGUGGCUACCUUUAUAAUGACAAGUGGGAACGUUCAAAACGAAGACGCAACUGUCUAAGACACAAUCAAAUUCAGAAGCCAUUUGCUCAAAAGCAAGUUAUCGAUCAUUGUCAAGGGAAAGCAUCGCUGAGACAAUCUUGAUUUGAAGGUUUUAGCACAGCACAAGGGAGCAACUCAUAAACAGAAGCGAUUCCAGCAAUGAGUUUGCCAAAGAAGAUCCCUGUGUAGAACCGCUCAUUCAGAUGAGGAUUCAAAUAGCCUUUAUGAAUUUGCCUCAUUCUGAGUUUUUGAAAGGUGUUUAUCGUCAGUUGGAGCAUUCUGGACAGCCUAACUAUAUAAAGUUGAAGUUGCAACGAGUGUCUUGGUAAAAAUCAGGAGAAAUGGAGGUCGAAAUACCAAUGAAGAUUGAAGGUACUGACAUUAUGAAUGAUGAUGGAGCAGGAAAGAAAAAACGCCGUAAUAUGUUUGAUGUUGGCCCUGAAGGUCAAAUUUCAAGGAGGGAAGAUGAUGAUUUGCCACUGUAUGAUGAUGGAAAGGGCCAAAUCGUUGCUGGUCCAGGUGCGGGUGGCUUGCAGCCAAGGCCAUCUGAAGCAAAAAGAGCAUUGCCCAAAUUAACAAGACCACAAGAGGAAGCUCUGGCUAAGGCCAAGAGAUAUGCAAUGGAAAUGUCUGUACAGCAUGUCCUCAACAAGCAAAAAGUAGUGCAAGUGGAGCAGAUGACUACCCUCCAGACCAAUGCACAAAGGCAGAGAGCAUUGGCACUGAUGUGCAGGAUAUAUGUUGGCAGUAUAAACUUUGAGCUGAAAGAAGAUAGCAUUCGCUCUUCGUUCAUUCCAUUUGGACCAAUAAAAAAGAUAGACAUGUCAUGGGACCCAACAACGAUGAAGCAUAAGGGAUUUGCUUUCGUCGAAUACGAAUUACCAGAGGCUGCACAGCUGGCGUUGGAACAAAUGAAUGGAGCUCUUUUGGGUGGCAGGAAUGCCAAAGUUGGCCGACCAAGUAAUGUGCCUCAGGCUGCUCCCUGGAUUGAACAGAUUCUUGAAGAAGCACGCCAGUAUGCUCGGAUAUAUGUGUCAUCGAUUCACCCAGACCUUACUGAAAAUGAUAUUAAAAGUGUAUUUGAAGCAUUUGGAAGGGUAAAGGACUGCAGCCUAACCCCAGAUAACGUAACUGGUAAGCAUAAAGGGUACGGUUUUGUCGAAUACGAAACCCACCAAUCAGCAACAGAUGCCAUUGCCUCGAUGAAUCUUUUUGAUCUUGGUGGGCAGUACCUAAGAGUAGGAAGGGCGAUAACGCCGCCAGCGAAUGCAGCAACGACUGGUCCACUACCUACUGCUGCAGCUUUGGCAGCAGCGGCUGUGUCAGCGAAAAUUCAGGCACAAGAAGCCGCUGCCUUAGGAGUACCCGUCGUUCCAACAGGCCCUACGGUCAUCACCUCGGUCGCAGGUGUUCCCAUGGCAAUCCCAGCCUCGUCUCUCGGUGUUGGUUCCCCACUAGGAUCGAUAACAACAGCAGUAUCCACGAACAUCACUGCCUUUUUGGGGGCUGGCAUAGCUCCUGUGUCAGAAGCACAAAUGACUGCACAGCCACAAGCAGUGGCUCAAAGCCCACCAACUAGUUCCCAGAAGACUUCACAGAAGAGUAAUAGUUCUAAGAACGGUCACGGAAGUGGUGACAUGACAGCAUCUUUAGUCGCACAAGCUUCUAAGCACGCUGACGUAAAGGCGAAGAUAGAAAUGUUGGGCGACGAUGUAAGCGCAAAAGCCAGUGAGCAGAAUUUAAGUCGGGAAGAAGAUAUGAAAAUUUCCGGCAAAGAAGCGAGAUAUAUCAUGAUGCAAAAGCUAUCACGUCAGAGUAGGUCCAAAGUACUGGUGUUACGAAACAUGGUUUCUGUGGAGGACAUUGAUGACGACCUCGAGAUGGAAGUGACCGAUGAAUGUCGAAAGUUCGGCGAAGUCAAUCGAGUCAUUAUUUAUCAAGAAAAGCAAGGAGAAGAGGAAGAUGCUGCGGUAGUGGUCAAAGUUUUCGUCGAGUUCAAUGAGCCUGAAGAGGCAGAAAAAGCGCAGUCAGUUUUCAAUGGUCGAUGGUUUGGCGGAAAUUGUAUCAUUGGAGAAAUUUAUGACGAGGAAAAGUUCAAUGCGGGUGAUUUCUUUGGUUAGAUUGUAGAUUUCUACUCACACAGUCGACAGAUGAAGAGCUUUCACUUCCCGCUGCAAGGGAGCACAUUCGUGAUGAUAUAACGGGGGUAGAUGUAGUUUAUGUAAAUAUUAGGGUUUGUAUGAUGCGCCUGAGAGCAGCAAGAUUUGCUAUUCCAUAUAGAAAGACAUUGGACUUUCAAGUUUCCAAUGUUGGACGGCAAGAAAACGACUGUGUAAAGAUGAGAAGGACUAGUUCGAAUCAAGGCUACGGAGAAGUCAUGGGAAACUGUAGUUGCAUCGAAACCUUUGAGGAGGACUAUUAUGCAGCUCCUGUUGGAGUUUUUACCUCACGUGUAUAUUUGCAGCGUCGAUUGUGAACUUGUUUCAACCAUUAUUAUGCAUAUGUUGAAUGCAGUUUUUAAAGGACCUAACUGAGAAAGGCUACCUGACUCAAUCAGUUUUUGAUAACCUCACUAUUACAUUGUUGUCGACUAAUCGAAGUUACAACAAGUAAGGUGUUCUAAUUUAUAGUUUCUAGAAUAUUGCUUGAAAAGCAUUGAAAUGUUGCAGAGUUGCGAGUUAACUUCUAGGCCUGCUUGUUUCAAAACCGGAUAGCGUGUAGCUUAUAAACAAA